This is a messenger RNA of Paraglomus brasilianum, 996 nucleotides long. The record is from the annotation of a GenBank genome assembly. Lineage: Eukaryota; Fungi; Glomeromycota; Glomeromycetes; Paraglomerales; Paraglomeraceae.
AUGUCAUCAUCUGGUCUCCCUCCGAGUCCAAUAUAUGUGUUCAGAGGGCACUCCGAUUCGGUUAAUACCUUACUAUUUUAUAAUGAUAAUACCCGUCUAAUAUCGGGAGACGCAGAAGGGAAUGUUACAAUAUGGGAUAUUCAAUCUCGGCGUCCUAUGGUACGAUUCAAAGCUCAUGAGAAUAGCAUCCUUGCCGUUGAUGUCUGGAAAGACAAAUUGCUCAGUCAUGGCAGAGACAAUAAAAUCCAUAUCUGGGAUCUAAACGAAGACUUUAACCAAUCACCAAAGUUAUAUAAAACGGUUUCAACAAAUUCUCUGGGUUUCUGCAGACUGGCAACAUGCCCCAAAGACGAGGGAGACUUGCUGAUUGCAGUGCCUGGAUCUGCCGAUUCUGCAACUAUUGAUGUGAAAGGCGUUAUCCAACAAAAUUUAUUCGAAUCCAUUGGGAUUGAUGAUAAGGAAUCAAACGGAUCCUGCAUGGCACUGAAGCUAUUUAGCUAUUCAGUAUCCCCCAAUCAAUAUUUACUUAUGGCAGCAUAUGAGAAUGCUCAAGUAAUCUUGUGGAAGUUGGAUGAAGAGUCGCAUGCAGUAACCCAGUUAUGGGCUGUAAAAGAGCACAACGAAUCAGUAAUGGGUCUAGACGUCUCAAAUGACACAAAGUAUGCGAUAUCUGUAGCGGGGGACAACAAAAUUGUCAAGUAUAGAUUCAAAGAUUCACUAAAUGAGACUCCCCAAGUAUAUUCUGUUAGUAUCAAAUAUCCUGGUAUCGCUGAUGUUAAGAUUAGAUCGGAUGGGAAGAUAUUUGCUACUGCUGGAUGGGAUGCAAAGAUACGCGUUUUUUCAAAAUCGUUGAAGCCACUGGCCAUAUUGUCAUAUCAUAAUGAGAGUAUUUAUGCCCUAGCAUUCUCCACGAUACUUUCAAAUGAAGAUAUUGACAAGCAUUAUCUUGUUGGAGCUGGAAAAGAUAAAAGAAUUAGCUUAUGGGAGAUAUACUAA